Molecule: messenger RNA, 2334 nt
Organism: Tigriopus californicus
Lineage: Eukaryota; Metazoa; Arthropoda; Copepoda; Harpacticoida; Harpacticidae
Product: mucin-2-like
Exons: 1
Coding region: 1-2334 (777 amino acids)
Source: RefSeq, a predicted model, not a curated record
AUGAGCGCCCGUGAUCUCGAGGACUUCAUUUCGGUCAUUGAGACGGCCGAAAAGAUCUCGCGAAGUAGCACCGCCCUUUCCACUAUUGACGGCUAUUAUCCAGGCCGAUCCUCUGAACCGAGCUCAUGGCCGAGCUCGGUACCCUCAGCUGUCGAAGGCACGGUGGCCUCGUCGGACACGCCGUCCACUUGGUCCUCGUCCCGAGUUUCGGGAGUCAGUUCCCGCUCCACCUCCAUCGAGUCGGUUCAGACCGUACGCGAAUCUGCCCAGACCAAUCCGGCUUUGCACUUGAUGCAGUUGCAGCGCGUGCAUCGACAUCCACGGGUCGUGGCCCGUGAUCUGAGUCCGGCCGUCACGCCCCAAUCGUCGCCGCUGGUCAAGAGGAAGUCCGUAUCCAAACCGCGACGUCCCUCAUUUUUUGACGAUCAAACCCCACAGAGCAGCCCGGAGCGCAUUCAACCCACCCAGUCAACCCGCCAUGUGGGGAUUAGUCGACAAAAAACGGUCCUAUCAUCGGCCACUGCCUCGGGCCACUCACCUACCAAAUCGACCCACUCCUCCUCGAACUCGUCUCCGGUCAAGGCCGGACCUGCAGGGACCAGCGAGUCGCUCGAGAACACUUCACCUACCCCACCACCAAUCACCGAUCAUUCCAACCCGAUUGAAAUCACAGCUGAAGCGACCAACAACUCUAUGGAGUCGCCUGGCUCCUCUGCCACUCAUUCGUCCCCCCGAUUAUCGCCUCAAAAGAUUCCAGCUCGAUCAUAUGAUUCAUCAGCCACCUCCCCCCAAAAGUCUUCGAUAGUAUCAUCCAAGCAUUCUAAUUUGGCCUCGCCCCAUAAGUCGUCCGUGGGAUCAUCUCAGCAUUCACCUCUGGUAUCGCCAAAUAAAUCUUUUGUGAUCUCGUCUCAGCAUAGCCCAGUGACAAGGUCCCGGAAGUCUUCAAUGGGAUCCUUCCACCCCUCGCCCUCUGCCUCGCCCAACAAGUCUUCAGUGGGAUCAUUUCACCAAGGCUCAGCGAUAUCGUCUCAAAUGUCUUUAGUGGAUUCGCAACAGUGCUCAACCAAAUCUCCUUCCUUGAGUGAAAGCUCUUUUGAAGAGCUUGAGCCGAGAUCUGAGAUUCCUGUUCCGCGGCAACGGAUAGUCAUUCGUCAAUCCAGUAUCAGAGUACAUGACCAUACCCUUCAAGAUGUGACAUUAACAGACCAACCCGUAACGAGCCCUCAAUUGGAAAGGAAAAGCAAAAAGCGACCCAUUUCAGCUCCUCCUCCCAAAACCCGACCUCUGAAAGAAAAAAGCGAGGAGCAAGUAGAUCUAAGGUCUUAUUCAAAAAGCUUAAAACUUUUAGGGCUAAAUAUUCCGUCCAAUAGGGUGGAGGCCACCCAGUUGACUCAUCAAGACCUCGAAAUCCGAACCAAAUCGCCAACGCUGAAAACCCGGUUGACCAAACGCACCCAAUCGAUAUCGAAUCUCCAAGAACUCAUCGAUUCGAAAGAAAAGAUCACUAGGAAGGAGUACGUACAGAUCAAGAAGCCCUUGUGCAAGGCAGUGUUCGAAGAAUGGUAUUUCAAGAAGAUGCAAUCUGAGGUAGAGCAGCGACGAAAAGAGGAAGAGAUCAAGCAGGAGAAAGAAUAUGAAGAGGAAUUGGAAAAGCAAGCCAAGAAGGAGAAAUGCUCUGAAGAGUACAAGAAAUGGUUGAUGAAGAAGAAACUAGAAAACAAUCGUCUAAGGAAAGAUCGAAACACUAUCAGUAGUGGGAAAACUGGUAAAACCCGACGUCUCUUAACCGAGGAUCAGAAAAAGAAAAUGGAAGACAAACUCCAAGAGUGGAAGGACACCAAGAUGAAGGAGUUAAGGAAGAGGAAAAAGUUCGAAGAAGACCAGCGCAAGGCCAUGGAAGAGGAGGAAUUAAAAAUGGCCAAGAAGAAAGAGGCGGCGGCCACGGAGUUUAAGGCCUGGCGUGAUAAGUUAAACGACCAAAUGAGAGCCAAAAUGAAAGAAGAAAAGGCCAAAGCUUUGGAGGCAUUGGAAAAGAAAAAAGAGGAGGCCAAGGAGAAGAGAGAAGCGGCCGAAGCAUCCUUUAUGUAUUGGAAAAAGUACAAAGACGAGAUCCGAGAAAGGGAAAUAAAUCAACGAAAACAAAAGAGAACCAAAUUUGCCCGGGCAGGCUCAAAUAGUGAGAGCUUACGACGAAAAGAGGCCCAAAUUGCGUAUGAAAAGUGGCUCGAAUACACAGAGCAGCGAGAGAUUGAAGAGAAACUAGCGGAAGAGGAGCAAAAUCUACGAUAUCUUUGGCGCCCUCCUUGGUAUCCCGGUGGGAUCUCCGAAUAUUAA